Messenger RNA from Elephantulus edwardii (Cape elephant shrew), 2448 nucleotides. RefSeq names its product inter-alpha-trypsin inhibitor heavy chain family, member 4 (gene ITIH4). Bases 1 to 2448 code for a protein of 815 amino acids. Lineage: Eukaryota; Metazoa; Chordata; Mammalia; Macroscelidea; Macroscelididae. Gene Ontology annotation, molecular function: serine-type endopeptidase inhibitor activity. The record is from RefSeq and is a predicted model, not a curated record. The transcript has 20 exons. Gene Ontology annotation, biological process: hyaluronan metabolic process.
AUGCUCGUCCUGCUCGCGCUGCUGUCUGCCUUCCAGUCCACCACUGCCCACAAGAGUGACAUCGACAUCUACAGCCUCACCGUGGACUCCAAGGUCUCCUCCCGAUUUGCCCACACAGUUGUCAGUACUCGAGUGGUCAACCGAGCAGACACUGCGAAAGAGGCCGUCUUCCACAUGGAGCUGCCCAAGAAAGCCUUCAUCACCAACUUCUCCAUGAUCAUCGAUGGCGUUACCUACCCAGGAAACAUCACGGAGAAGGUUGCCGCCCAGGAGCAAUACAGCGCAGCCCAGAGCAGAGGGGAGAGUGCUGGCCUGGUCAAGGCCACAGUGGGGAGAAAGAUGGAACAGUUCCAAGUUUCAGUGAGCGUGGCUCCGGCUUCCAAGGUCAUCUUCCAGUUGACGUAUGAGGAGCUGCUCAAGAGGCAACUAGGGGUGUACGAGCUUCGGUUCAAAAUCCAGCCUCAGGAGCCAGUCAAGCAUCUGCAGAUGGACAUUCACAUCUUCGAGCCACAAGGCAUCAGCCACCUGGAGACAGAGAGCUCCUUCCUGACCAGCGAGCUGGAGGAAGCCCUCACCACCACACAGAACCAGACCAAGGCUCACAUCCGGUUCAAGCCAUCGCUUUCCCACCAGGACAAAGUCCUGGAUGGCAACUUUAUCGUGCGCUAUGACGUCAACCGGACCAACUCGGCAGGCUCCAUCCUGAUCGAGAAUGGCUUCUUUGUGCACCACUUUGCACCCAAGGGCCUACCCAGUAUGCCCAAGAAUGUGAUCUUUGUCAUUGACAAGAGUGGCUCCAUGGGAGGCAGGAAGAUCGAGCAGACCCGGGAAGCCCUGAUCAAGAUCCUGGGUGACCUUCGCCCCCAUGACCUGUUUAACCUCAUUGUCUUCAGCGGAGAGGUAAACCAGUGGAAGCCAUCACUGGUGCCAGCCUCAGCUGAGAACGUGCACGAGGCCAAGAGUUACGCUGCCACCCUCAUGGCCAACGGGGGUACCAACAUCAAUCAUGCGAUGUUGAUGGCUGUGGACCUGCUGCACAAAAGUACUGUACAGGAGGUGAUGCCUUCCGGGAGCGUCUCCCUCAUCAUCCUGCUCACCGAUGGGGAUCCCACCACAGGGGAGACCAACCCCGCAAAAAUCCAGAAGAACGUGCGGGAAGCUGUGGAUGGCCGUUACAGCAUCUUCUGCCUGGGCUUCGGCUAUGACGUCAGCUACGCCUUCCUGGAGAAGCUGGCGCUGGACAACGGUGGGCUCGCUCGGCGCAUCUACGAGGACUCGGAUUCUGCCCUGCAGCUACAGGACUUCUACCAAGAGGUGGCCAACCCAUUGAUGACUUCUGUGUCCUUCGAGUACCCGAGCAACGCUGUGGAGCAGGUCACACAGGACAACUUCCGGCUGCUCUUCAAGGGCUCAGAGAUGGUGGUAGCUGGGAAGCUGCAGGACCAGAGCCCGGACGUGUUCUUAGCCAAAGUCAGCGGGCGGGUGCACAAGCAGAACUUCACCUUCCUAACGGAGGCCAAUGUAGCCGAGCAGGAAUUGUUCCGCAGUCCCAAGUACAUCUUCCACAACUUCAUGGAGAGACUCUGGGCAUACCUGACCAUCCAGCAAUUGCUGGAGCAAAUUGUUUCCGCAUCAGACGACGAGCGGGCAGACCUUGAGAAGGAAGCUCUGCGCUUGUCACUCAACUAUAGCUUUGUCACGUCUCUCACAUCCAUGGUCAUCACCAAACCAGAAGGCCAACAACAGCCUCAUGUUGCUAAUAAGCCCAAGGAAGACAGUUCAGAUAUCAAUCGCAAAAGAUAUUACCCCUCAGGACAAGAAAAACUCCCAGUAGUCUCAACCCCAGCCCCAAUCAAGACACCUCACUUCAUCCUGCCACUGCCUGGGCAGAGCAUGGACCCGCUCUGUGUGGACAUCAAGCACUUUGAGGGGACAAUACGGCUGUUCUCCGACCCUGAACAAGGGAUUGAGGUGACUGGCCUGUUUGAGAAAAGUAAGUUUUCAAGAAUUGAAGUGACUUUCAAGGAACCCGACGUACAAGUCCGUGCAUUUGCUGAGCACGUUGUGGUGACUCGGAAUCGAGGAAACUCCGCUUACAAAUGGAAAGACACGCUGUUCUCUGUGACGCCCGGCUUAAAGAUAACCAUGGACAAGACUGGUCUCCUGCUGCUCAGUGCUCCAGACAAAGUGACUAUCGGCCUAUUGUACUGGGAAGGCACCGACGCAGGCCUCAGGAUUCUGCUGCGAGACACUGAACGCUUCUCCAGCUUCGUCGAUGGGACCUUAGGCCAAUUCUACCAGGGUGUGCUCUUCACAUCCCCAGUAACGGAAAACAAAAAGAAAAUAACAGUUCAUGGAAAAAACUACCAUAUCAAUAGGGAGUUCCAACUGGAUUAUCGACAAGGACUUCCGGGAACAGGCAUUACCUGCUGGUCUAUAGUGCUGUAG